This is a messenger RNA of Punica granatum (pomegranate), 2910 nucleotides long. NCBI's taxonomy places the organism in Eukaryota, Viridiplantae, Streptophyta, Magnoliopsida, Myrtales, Lythraceae. The record is from RefSeq and is a predicted model, not a curated record.
CCACUAGCACGGAACAGGAAAGGGGAGAGAGAGAGAGAGAGAGAGAGAGAGAGAGAGAGAGGGAGGGAGGGAGAGAGAGGGAGGUAGAAGAAUCGAAGGUCCAAGCUGCUAUUUCAAUGGCGGCCAGGUGUUAUCUAGCGGCUAACUAAUCCCCCCGAAGCCCUCAAAUCUCAGCUCUCGUGCCUUCUUCCCGCGGUUCCCCCGCAAACCCUAGUUUUCGCGCGGUCCGGCCGAAUUUCAUCGGCUCGUGCCAUGGGCCAGCAGGAGAAAUCCUCGGCGAACUCUAAUUCGAUGCAGCGUGUUAAAGUUUACUGCCUGAGCGAUGAUGGCAAGUGGGAUGAUCAAGGAACUGGGCAUGUUAGUGUUGACUAUCUAGAGAGGUCAGAAGAUUUGGGUUUGUUUGUAUUUGAUGCUGAAGACAAUGAGACACUGCUUAUGCAUCGUAUCAGAGCGGAAGACAUCUACAGGAGGCAAGAAGACUCUAUCAUUGCUUGGAAAGAUCCUGAUUAUGCUACAGAAUUGGCUCUCAGUUUCCAAGAGCCUGCUGGAUGCUCAUUCAUAUGGGAACAUAUCUCUAAUGUGCAAAGAAAUCUGCAGUUUUCUGCUAUUAACAAUGAUACAUUUCAAAGUGUGAAUAGUGAGUUGAGGGAGCUGCCUGCAGUUGACCUAGCCAGCCUUCCGUUACUGCAUAAGAUGGUGGUUGAAAGUGGGAUUGCUGAUCAGAUGCGGUUGACGGAACUUUUAUUGCAUGAUCUAGAUUUUUUCCAAAGGUUGAUGGAGCUAUUCAGGAUAUGUGAGGACUUGGACAAUUUAGAAGGUCUGCGCAUGAUAUAUAGAAUAGUCAAAGGGAUAAUCUUACUCAACAGCCCUCAAAUUUUUGAGAAAAUAUUUGGAGAUGAGCUGAUGAUGGAUAUCAUUGGAUCUCUUGAGUAUGAUCCUGAGGUCUCUCAAGUACAUCACCGUAAUUUUCUAAAAGAGCACGUCGUGUUUAAGGAGGCAAUUCCAAUUAAAGAUCCCAUUGUCCUGUCAAAGAUACACCAGACAUAUAGAGUUGGUUACUUGAAGGAUGUGAUUUUGGCUAGAGCUCUGGAUGAUGCCACCAUCGCAAACCUCAAUUCCAUUAUUCAUUCAAAUAAUGCUGUUGUUGUUUCAUUGUUAAAGGAUGACAAUACGUUUAUCCAGGAGUUGUUUGCAAGAUUGCGGUCACCCACGACUUCGUCAGAGUCGAAGAAAAAUUUGGUCUACUUCUUGCACGAUUUUUGCAAUUUAAGCAAGAGCCUGCAGAUGGUCCAGCAACUCCGGCUAUUCAGGGAUCUCAUAAAUGAAGGUAUUUUUGACAUCCUUAAGGAUGCUUUGCAGAGCCAAGACAAUAGGCUUGUAUUAACUGGGACAGAUAUACUUAUUCUCUUUCUAAAUCAGGACCCAAACCUUCUGCGUUCUUAUGUUGUUCGGCCAGAAGGAGUUCCACUUCUGGGACUCCUGGUUAAAGGGAUGAUCACUGAUUUUGGGGAAGACAUGCACUGCCAAUUUCUUGAAAUUCUUCGGAGUUUGUUGGAUUCACAUCCGCUAGCAGGAGGACAGAGGGACAUCAGUAUCAUUGAGAUAUUCUAUGAGAGGCAUUUGGGCCAAUUAAUUGAUGUUAUCGUAGCAUCAUGUCCCUCAGGAAGCAUUCCACCUUCAUUGGGUAAAUCAGCGGGUUCUCCAAGAGUUAAAAAUCCCAAGAGCACAAAGCCGGAGAUACUUUCAAACAUCUGUGAAUUGCUUUGCUUCUGUGUCAUGCACCAUCCUUACAGAACAAAGUGCAAUCUUCUGCUUAAUAACUUUCUAGACAAAGUUCUGUUGCUAUUGCAUCGAAGGGAGAGGUACCUGAGAGUUGCUGCUGUCCGAUUUAUCCGUACGGUUCUUUCCCGCCAUGAUGAGCAUUUGAUAAAUCACAUAAUUAGGAACGACCUUCUCAAACCAAUUGUAGAUGCCUUUGUGAGCAAUGGUGAUCGUUACAACCUUCUCAAUUCUGCAAUUUUAGAUCUUUUCGAGUACAUUAGAAAGGAAAAUCUGAAGUUGUUACUCAAAUAUAUAGUCGACUCGUUUUUUCAAGAUUUGGUGAAGUUUGAACGUUUUCCGACGAUACAGGCCUUGAAAGUCAAGUUCGAGCAGAGCCAGGACAGUUCUGGACCUAAAAGCACCGGUAACGUCUCGGAUCCUCGGAAACGCAUAGACGAGCGCGCUUUAGAGAAAGAGGAGGAGGACUAUUUCAAUGAAGACAGUGAUGAAGAAGAUACUGCAUCAGCUUCCAUGUCGCAUCCCCAAAAGACACCACCUCAACCUGUUGCAUCUAAUGGAGUUUCACCGAGCUCCCAGUCAUUAAGUCCAAGAUCAGGAGGUCUUGUCGACUAUGAUGAUGAUGAAGAUGACGAGGACUACAGACCACCACCUCGAAAGCAACCUGAUGCCAUGGAUGAGGAUGACGGAGCAAUGGAGUCCCUUAGGUUGAAGAGGAAGCCUCUCAAGGAAAAAACGCCCGAGCUCGGGAAGAAGCAGCGAUUGAACAAAAGCACUAAGUCGAAAGACAGCGUUUUUGCCGCUCUCUGCUCAACCCUAAGCCAAGCAGUGCUUCCUGGUAAAAGGGGGUCGAACUCAAAUACAACACCGGGUUCUUCUCAAGCAGGGGAGUCUAACAAGGGUUCUGAUGAGAAGAAUGGACAGGAGACGGAAGCACUGAUUUCUCGGGGAUCUCCCGAUAGCAGCAGUUCAAAGGAGGAAACAGGUAACAAGGAGGAGCCUUCAUCUCCGAGGAGCUGCUCUGAUUCCUUGCAGAACCAAUCAUCUGACAGCACGAGACAGUUGGGGGGAGAGGAAAUUCCAUUGGUGCCACCCAAGUCUUCGCCAGAAAUGGCCGUGAAUGGAUCCUGA